CACCGGCAGCUUAUCUGAGGUUCACCGGUUUAACCUCGAUAGGUUUAAAAGACAUCGCAAGAGAAAAGACAAUUGCACGAAGGGAUAUACACAGCUGGCAUCUGCUCACUGUAAAUCAGUCGCGUGUAAUGACCGUCCUCGCCGGUUUAUCAUUGUGAUUGUUCGAGGCUAGUCGAGCCAUUAAGCAACGAUUUUACCCAUAUUCAUUAGGGACAGAUAUAUAAAUUGAUGGCAGUGUCAGGAGGAGCCCGGCGGAUCCCGAUGGGUGUGCGAACGUUCAGCGAAUUUCUGGAAAUAGUGACUGUCGGUCCGUGUCGCCCCGGCGGCAGCCCGUUUAAACAGAGAGAGAGAAUACAGCAGUGGUCCAUCCGACAUUUGUCCUCCUGUGGGAUUUUAAUGACCCGUUCUCCUCGAGUUCUUUGUCUGUCUGAAGUGGACCAGACCCCCUCUCAUCACAGAAGGUCAUUUAUCAGCCUCACCAAUAAGAGAAAUGAGUAUUCAGAGAGGAGAAUACUAGGGCAUUCGAUGCAAGAGAUGUAUGACGUGGUAGCCAAUGUGGAUGAGUACAAACUCUUUGUACCGUGGUGCAAAAAGUCCCAAAUAAUAAUGAAAAGGGCCGGUCAUGCCAAAGCCCAGCUGGAAGUGGGCUUCCCUCCGGUUGUUGAGCGAUACACGUCUAUGAUAAGCCACGUGCGUCCACAUCUUGUUAAAGCCGUGUGUUCUGACGGAAAGCUUUUCAAUCACUUGGAGACAAUAUGGCGGUUCAGUCCCGGUAUUCCUGGUUAUCCGCGCACAUGCACGGUGGACUUCUCUGUCUCAUUCGAGUUCCGUUCGUUGAUACACUCGCAGUUAGCCACUGUGUUUUUCGAUGAGGUGGUGAAGCAGAUGGUGGCCGCGUUCGAGCGGAGAGCGUGCAAACUGUACGGACCCGAGACGAGAAUACCCAGAGAGCUGAUGUUUCACGAGAUCCAUCAGACGUGAGGUUCACCGUCACACCUGGACUCAACUGAAACUCACAAUUAUAGAGCUAAAUCUGCAGACAACACCUGUCCGGUUCACUAGUGUAUAUUUUAUUUUAAACAAUAUUUCAGCGCAUCUGCAGUGUUACCCCUUAACCACACAUAUGAAGGAGAGACUUUGGACACGUUUGUCUUUGUUACCUCAAGUUUUCCUCUGUCGAGUAAUUUUUUAUUUGAUAAUAUUUCUCGAGACGGGUACAGUGUCCAACUGUAAAUACUGUCUAUACAGAAAUAAUAUACAGCGUUUCAUUAUAGUAAUACUGCUUACUCAUUUUUGUCCAGCUGUGGGUUCAUUAGGGCCAUAUUUGUUAAAGCUAUUGCUGAAUUUCAUCAAAAUGCUCACAGUGAUCUACUUGACUAUCACUGCACUGAAUUUAUAACAUUCAACUCAAAGCUUUGUGACUAGAAACACUACUGAAAAUAUAAAUGUGAAAUGCUGUUAGUUAGUGUCAUCAAAUAUUUCAAACUUCCCACCACCGCAAUAUUUAUCCCUUGCGUUCUAAUGAAAGUAAAUGUAAAAUUAUAUUUUGCAUGCUAUUGCUUCCUUGAAUACAUGCAAACUCAGGGCUUUAGAGAAAUGAUGACAAAUAAUAUUCUGCUUGCUGUCUCCUUUAGUCAUCACAGAUCGUGCCUGUUCGUGCAGAAAGAGCAAAGAAAGUGCCAUUUCUGUUAUGUCUGGUUAACGCUAUCAUAUUUACGUCAUCCGAUUUCUAAAAAAGGCACUAGUUGGAGAAACGUCGGACACGAGGAACUUUUGUGUUAGAUGUUUCUUUUAUAAAAUUUUGUUUUUAUCUACAUUUCAAUGACUUGUCUCAUUUUCAUGGCAUUUAUUAUUGACAUUUAGUUGAACAUUGUGAUUAAAGAUGAUUAUUUAUUUGUGCUGUAAACACUUAUGUCUAGGAGUCUUCCGCAGAAACAAUUUCAACAUUAGAUCUGUAAUAAAUAUUUCAAGCUGGCCUGUUGUGAAUGAGAACCAAAGAGGUGACCAGUGCUUGGGAAAAGCACUUUUUUUGGCACAAUUUCAUUGAAUGUUAUGUGUUAAGUAGACCAUAAAAUCUCUGUUCACCGGCCAGUGUUAAAUUAUAUUGUGGUAGCUUUUUUAUUUGAAAAUCUAUAAAUGUUUUUCAAAUUAAGUGUCUGUUUUACUUGAACUGCUGAUAUCAGAUUUUGUGAUUAUGUGGACAUGCACUGAUUUCAUUUUCAUAGUUUCCAUGCAAUAUCAGAACAAACAACACAAAGUAAAACCAGUGAUGGAGGUUAGAAGAAAUCUGAGCAAGGUGAUGGUAUCUAGGUCAUGUAUUUAUAACAGUGUGAGGAACUUUGGUAGAGUUUCUUAAACUCCUUUUCCUUUGGUCAUGGACUUUUACAGGUUUAUCAGCCUUUAAAACUGAAUCAGUUUACCCAUGUUCAGUUAAAGAACAAUAAAAUAUAUUUCGAUUAUUCACCACGACCACUUUAAUUCACCAUGUUCACAUGUAC
This is a messenger RNA of Triplophysa rosa, 2498 nucleotides long. RefSeq names its product coenzyme Q10A (gene coq10a). Gene Ontology annotation, biological process: cellular respiration; ubiquinone biosynthetic process. The transcript has 5 exons. Gene Ontology annotation, cellular component: mitochondrion. NCBI's taxonomy places the organism in Eukaryota, Metazoa, Chordata, Actinopteri, Cypriniformes, Nemacheilidae. Gene Ontology annotation, molecular function: ubiquinone binding. Bases 229 to 981 code for a protein of 250 amino acids. The record is from RefSeq and is a predicted model, not a curated record.